CCUUCAUCAAUCUCCGUCCGUCAGCAGCAGGAGAGACAACAGCCGCGGAUCACUCAAACAGCUCAUCAUUAUUAGGCGUUCAUUUUGAUCAUUUUUUAUGUCUUGACCUGAAGGCAGGUGUGAAGUACAAGCGGAACUAAUGUGCAAAAUAACUGAAUAAAUCUCCCUUGAUGUGGAUUUAUCUUCUAAAUAUCUGGAUAAAUAUUACUGGUUUAAUAAUUAACGGGAAUUUACAGAGGAGAUCAAGCAAGGAGCCGACGGCCCCAGUCGAACACCGGGGACCUGCACCUGUCCAAUCCGCCCAGACUCCGGUCUCCCUGGCUGCUUCUAGCAUGAUGUCUUACCUCAAACAGGCCCCGUACGGCAUGAACGGACUGGGCCUGAGCGGAGCCGCCAUGGACCUGCUGCACCCGUCCGUGGGAUACCCCGCUAACCCCCGGAAGCAGCGUCGGGAACGCACCACCUUCACCCGGACACAGCUGGACAUCCUGGAGUCUUUGUUUGCCAAAACACGCUACCCAGACAUCUUCAUGAGAGAGGAGGUGGCACUGAAGAUCAACCUGCCUGAGUCCAGAGUGCAGGUGUGGUUCAAAAACAGGAGAGCCAAGUGUCGGCAGCAGCAGCAGAGCAACAACAGCGCCAAGGUAAAACCAGUGAAGAAAAAGUCAUCUCCAACCAGAGAGAGCACCAGCUCAGAGAGCAGCGGCCAGUUCACUCCACCAGCUGUGUCCAGCUCCUCCUCUUCCACUUCUUCCUCCUCUUCCUCCUCCUCUGUUUCCUCUGGUCUCAGUGGGCCUGCUUUGAUCAGCACUUCUACCACCGUUACUGCACCAGUGUCGUCCAUCUGGAGUCCGGCCCCUAUCUCCCCGGCCCCAGCGCCGGCCAAUGUGCCCGACCCGGUUGCUCCUACCAGCGCAUCCUGUAUGCAGCGAUCUGCCACUUCUUCUGCCAAUGCAGGAGCACCUUCAUAUCCAGUGUCCUACAGCCAAACGGCAGCGGCGUAUAGCCAGGGUUACCCUGCCUCAGCAUCGGGCUCCUACUUCAGUGGUGUGGAGUGUGGCUCCUACCUGGCACCCAUGCACUCCCACCACCACCCACACCACCCGCACCAGCUCAGCCCCAUGACAGGCUCCUCUAUGUCAGGACACCCACACCACCACAUUGCCCAAACUACAGGCCACCACCACCAUCACCACCACCCACCACAUCAUCACCAGGCAUACAGCACGCCUGGCUUGGCCUUUAACUCCACAGACUGUCUGGAUUACAAGGAGCAGACUGCAGCUUCGGCCUGGAAGCUCAACUUCAAUACCACCGACUGUUUGGACUACAAAGACCAGGCCUCAUGGCGCUUCCAGGUUCUGUGACUUCCCUCGGUUCUUGCUCUGUGUGUUUAAAGACAUUUUCUUUUGUAAAUUGUGGUUUAUUUUGAAAAUCCUUCAAUCUAAUAGUAGAGACACUUCUAAAAUCUUAUUUGUGAAUGAACUGAAACUGUGCACUGAGCAGCAGGAGCUUGAGUUCAACACUGCUGUUAUUGGUGGAGCUGUGCUCCCAGGUUAUUUUUCUACUCCAGAAUCAAGAAAAAUAACUAAUUUCUAACUGAAGGCAUUUAACAGGAAAACCCGUCUGGAGGUACGUGCAUUCUGGGAUCACCUCAGUGAUUGUUCCCUGAAAGAAAAAAAAAACAACCCUGCAACUAUAAAAAAAAAAUACAAGAUAAGGGGAAACAAAAUCGCACAUUAGACAUUACAACAGGCUAAGACUUUAUUUUUAACAACAAGAUGCUGCUAGGAUUUUCAGGUUGUUGAUCCACUGAAUCUUACUCAGAAACUCCAUCUUGCAGCCCGUCAGGGAGUGUUGGAGACUGAUUUGCAGCACUUGUUUGGGAUUGUCACACUUUCCUGGUUUCUCAUUGCAGGGGAAAGGAAAGAAAAAUGUGAAUUUUUAUCACAAUGUCAGUAUGCUGUAGAAAUUCUAAAAAUGUACAAAUGUAUCUUUAUAAUAAAGUCUUGUUUAAACCAUGA
This is a messenger RNA of Girardinichthys multiradiatus, 2024 nucleotides long. Its product is annotated as homeobox protein OTX1 B-like. Gene Ontology annotation, molecular function: RNA polymerase II cis-regulatory region sequence-specific DNA binding; DNA-binding transcription factor activity, RNA polymerase II-specific. Gene Ontology annotation, biological process: multicellular organism development; regulation of transcription by RNA polymerase II. Gene Ontology annotation, cellular component: nucleus. The record is from RefSeq and is a predicted model, not a curated record. NCBI's taxonomy places the organism in Eukaryota, Metazoa, Chordata, Actinopteri, Cyprinodontiformes, Goodeidae. The transcript is spliced from 4 exons. The coding region runs from base 171 to 1367 and encodes 398 amino acids.